Vespula pensylvanica (western yellowjacket) is the source of this 5195-nucleotide messenger RNA. RefSeq names its product R3H domain-containing protein 1-like. Lineage: Eukaryota; Metazoa; Arthropoda; Insecta; Hymenoptera; Vespidae. The record is from RefSeq and is a predicted model, not a curated record. Gene Ontology annotation, molecular function: nucleic acid binding. The transcript has 18 exons. The coding region runs from base 1022 to 4960 and encodes 1312 amino acids.
UCUCUCUCUCUCUCUCUCUCUCUCUCUCUCUCUUUCUCUCUAUUAUAUCUUCUUUUUCAUCAUCAUCGUCAUUAUUAUACCGAAGGAGUUAACUUGACUGAAAAAUUUACAGAGAGAGAGAGACACAAAGCUCGUGUGAAAAUCAUGUUCUGGAUAUAUCGUGGAAGGGGCGAGAGAUAGCGUGUUUGCUAUUUUCGAGACGCUGUGGAGCUUUGCCAAAGCGUGCCUUCUCUCUCUCUCUCUCUCUCUCUCUCUCUCUCUCUCUCCCUCCUCUCUUCUACCUCUUCUUCUUAUUUCUUUAUCUAUUCCUUCUUUUUAUUUCUCUCCCUUCCUCUCUCUUUCUCUUCCUUUAACUCCCUAUCUCUCUAUCUUUCGUUGUUGAGACAAGUGAAAAGGAGAGUUGAUGUUACCGUUAUCCUGUUAUUGUUAUCAUUAUUGGGAAUUAGAUAAGAAGAGGAAAAAAGGAUUGGAACGAUCGAAGAUCUAAAGGACUUUUAAAAGUCAAAGCUCGAAGUGGAUAAUAUCGAAAAGGAAGUGAUGUUGGAAUCGAAGAAAUAGUACCCCUUCUUCUUCUUCUUAUAACGUUUAAAACUCAAAGCUCGAAGUGGAUAAGAUUGAGAAGGAAGUGAUUUUGGAAUCGAAGGAAUAGUAUUCCUUCUUCUUCUUCUUCUUCUUCUUCUUCUUCUUCUUCUUCUACUAUUUUUCAGUAAAUCACUUUGAACAUCAACGAUCUCUUCUCGAUUUUCCGGAAUGAAGAUGGGAACCAAUUGGAGAGUGUACGAUGUUGGAAGGUGGUCGUGCAGCGAUCUGGCUCCUUGUAUCAGCCCAACGUGCUGCACGCCACCCGAAAGAUUCACGUACUAACCCUGUUGCACCUGUUUGAACAAAACAAAAAGAAAAAGAAAGUAAAAAAGCAAAAGACCCAACAAAACAAAACGAAACGAAACAAAACAAAACAAAACAAAACAAAAAACCACCAGUCGCAGAGUCCUGCACCGUAACCCCAUGACGCAUUUAACACAUGGCCCGCCUGGAGAUACCGAGCAUAGUGGUGCAUAAAGGAAGCAGGUCGCAAGGUCGACCUGAGAGUCCAACUGUGGUGGUACGCGGAGGAAUGCCCUCGUUGCCGUCCUCCAGGCAAGGCCUUGUCCUCGGUGGCUCCACUGCAGCUUAUACAAGUGCCUCGGGCUCGGAUAUGAUAGACGGGAAUGCCAACCCCACCGUCGGCAGCAACCCCGCACCGAACUCUCACCACCGUCCCACGCCAUCCUGCCCACCUGAUAAAUUGGAUACCGAGAGCAAGAACUUUCGGAAUAGGACGAGUACGAAAGUGAAACUGCUGGUCAGGAGUCAUGCUAUAGGAGAAUCAACGUCUCCACCGAGAGAACCGCACAAUAGUCCGUCGUCACCGCACAGCGCUCAGUCGGUCGAAACAGAGAAAAAAUUCACGAGUAGCCUCUCGCCAAACUCCAACAAUACAAAGCUGAACAACAACGAGCCGAUGUUCAACAGCAAUCUCUGUACGACCCAGUCACCUAAGCAAAUGCGUAACACGGCUACUUCGCCCACUUGUCGAGUUCCAUCGCGAAAUGGUCAAUCUAGUCCCUCUCAGGUCCAUUCACCAAAGAACAUCAUCUCACCGACGAACGGUAAUAAGUCGGAUAAUAAUCAUCGUUCGAAGUUAUCAUCGGGCUCGAAUAUCAUACAGAAAUGCAAUAAUUGCGUGAAAAACAAUCAGAACGAGAGACCGGGUUUGUUACAAACCCCGGUCUCUCCAUCGAAGACAGGCCAGGCUCUCCAGCAUUCACCGAAGAGUACGAAUUUGGCUCCGAAUGCGCAGAACAAUCAACAAAGAUCGGAUCAACGAAGGCCGAACACUCUUAACAUAUGCAACAACCAAUGUUCGGCCCAAUGCGGUAAUAAUACGCUUUCCGUAAGCAGACCGAGCUCGAGACACAAGCUCAGGCAUCAAAAUUCGUCACAGGGUAGCUUCGACAGCGCAUCGCCGUGUUUAUCUCGAGAUAGUAGUACCGAGUUGUACACAGACAGUACCGGUAUCGACCUUGAACAGUUCAUCGCAGAGACGAUAAAUCGUAAUCAAAAGGAUCGUACUGUCUUGUUAAAGAUCGAGAAAGAAUUAAUCGAGUUUGCUAAGGAUAGACAAAAGCUCUGCCAUAAGUUCCCAAAUAUGUCGUCGUACAACAGAAUGUUGGUUCACAGAGUGGCAGCUUAUUUCGGUAUGGAACAUAACGUAGAUCAAUCGGGACUUAGCGUGAUCGUAACGAGAACAAAAAAUAUGCGAAUACCUGACACACGUUUCAAGGAACAUAUCAGGGACGAUCUUAUAUUAUCCGAGGAACCACGUAGAAGUAUACUUAAGAGAGAUUCGAAUUCGUUCGAAGAUAAUUUCAAUUUCAAAUCGCCUGAUAGAUUGUUGGGUGAUUAUUGUCGACGUAGCAAGAGUUUCGAGGAACGACAGGAACAAUACGAAAGAACAAGGCGGAGGAUAUUCAAAGGAAGUAGCGGAGAGAGCAACGAAGUUACUUCCUGGCCAUAUUGGUCCUCGUCCGAAAGUUCCGAUGCGUCGGCUAGGCACCGCUUGUUAUAUCCUUCGGAUCAUGCGAGCAGACAAACUCGAUUGCUGAAAGGUGAAUCCCUCGAUACGAGAGAAUCUUACCGUGGUGAAGUUGUACGACCUUCGGUUUCUAAAUCGUCCAGUUUUGACGGCUAUACGAGAGGCAUGCUAUCAAGAGGGGACAGCGUAACGUCCACGCAUAGUGCUGGAGCUCGUCUCAUGAAACAAGAUUCGGGUGCUAGCGUGUGUUCCCGUUUAAGCCCAUCCAGUAGUGGAUAUAAAUCUCAAAGUCAACGCAGCGACGCUACGAUCUCACCAUCGCCAUCGCCGUCGCCCGUGGCGGCAAUGACAUGUAGUCACACUCAAGUAUCUAGUCAGGAUCUAGCCUCUCCGGAAUCAAGCAAUCAAACGGUGAUGUGGGCUAUUACGAGUUUAUCCAGUGUACCACCUGGUAGCAUCAUCAUAAAUCCUCAAACGAAUCAACCGUACACGAAUGCCGAUGGUUCGAUAUAUCGUUUUGAUCCGGAGAAUCCACCAAAGUUUUUCUCAACCGAAAAUGAAAAUAACGACCAUCAGGCAGCCACUAACAAACAUAACGAAAUGUCUGAACCAACCAAAGCUGCCAGACAGAACGAAGCCAAGAGCGAAAGUAAAAAACGUUCGAAAUCUAAUAACAAUGGUGGUAAUGGUACACCAACACCAACAACGACGACAACGACGACGAAUGCUCACGUGACGAAUACAGCAACGUCACCUAGUCUGCCGUUCACACCGCCUCCGCCACCUCCGCCACCUCCGCCACCCCCGCCAGUUUUAACGCAACAACAGCACAACACGCCUGUUCAGCAGCAACAAACUCUAGUCAAGCCGUCCACGACGGUGCAAACGUGUAGUCAUAAUCAAACGGUACAACCGUACGCGAAUUAUGUACCUACCUCAGAACCGUACAACCAAGGUGUCUAUCAAUCACCUGGGAUGGGACAGCAACAGACUGUUAUGAUGUCGACUUCUCAUCCGACUCAGGGUCAAGCUAACGUGCCGAACAAUGGUCAGAACGAGGUUGCGUUCAAUCAGAAUCCCGUUUAUGCCAAUUACGGUGGCGUACCUGUACAACAAGGAUCGAUGCCACAAUCUAACGAGGUAUCCGAUUUAUCCGGAUAUUUCGUCGGUAUGAAUAUCUACGAUCAACGUGCUGCAGGCGAUAAUCAUUCGACGCCACCGCAUACCUAUCCUCAACCACCGCCAUCUUCCAAUCAAACUAUGCAAAAUGUGCAGACGAUGCAACCUAAUUAUUGGCAACCUCCGCCAAACCAAAUACCGCCACAGCAAACGAUGUACUUCGUGCCACCGCCAGGAACGACGAUUUCGGUAGGACAAAAUCCGGGUGAUAGACAACAAUUACAUCAGCAGCAAAGAUUUACACCGAAUUACGCUUUCAAUGCACAAACUAUGACGCCGCCGAGUCAAUCGAAUGCAAAUUAUAUGAGCAGCUAUCCAGUACCUUACAACUCGGUUCCUGCUGUCGCUCCAGCACCAGCCGAUUAUACUUAUCAACCACCAGUACAUAUGGUUCCAACGUAUUACCCACCACCAGGACAACAACCUAUGCAGCCACCACCAGUUAUGUACAGAGUGCCUACACCACCGAAUACUCCGAUAUCGAAUCAGAUGCCCGGAGUACCAUUGAUGUACGUCAACUCUGGCAGUUACGCACCACCAACUAUGGUAUCUGGUGGAACCUUCGGACAUCAGGUUGCGCAUAAUGGUACAUCCCCUGCACCACCCGGUACUUACAUGACUCCUGCGCUGGUUCCAAAUCUUGUGUUUAGGCAAAACGUUCCUGUUGUUACCGGUGUUCGAGCUUCGACACCAGGUAGCUCUCAAAGAGCAAGCAGGUCACCUACUCCGGCGCACGAACUGUUCGGUGGUGGAAGUGGGGACAGAAACGCACAACCUCAACCACGCUACCCACUGCCAAUGUAUCAGGGUGUCCAUAUCGUGCAAGGAGAUAUGAGACUGAUGCAUCCAGGAGUAUCUGCUAAUCCUCGGUUACCAUACGCACCCGUACCAUCACCACCUGUUGUUCAAGGUUGCCCACGGCCGUAUCGACCAUCCUCUUAUUCUUCGAACACCUCGGGCGGCGGUACGCCUACUUCGUUCGAUGGGAGAAAUCAGAAGAUUCGCAAACAGAGGUCCAAGGUAGCAUCUUUACCACCGAUCAACGCACGGCCCAAUAUUUAUCAGACUCCUUCCAUGCCAUCGCUCUCGUCCAAUGUACCAAAGGAUAUUAGAGAAGAUCGAUACGGCGAAUGUGCUGGAGAGGGUGGUUCCUGCUUUCGCGAGCAAGCUCACGAGUCUACAGAGUCUUGGUCUUUCUCGAGAUAAAUCUAUCGAGCCCCACGUUCCAAUGGAGAAAAAAGAACAGUAAAGGUGACAAUCACCCGUCGGAACCAGUUGGUACAAUAUUAGGUAACGAGGCUGACAGAAGAAUUCUACGAUGAUAAUACGAGAGAAGAGUGUGUGUGCGUGUGUGUAUGUGUGUGUGUAUGGGUUGGGGGGAAUGAAAAUCGUUGAGAAAAUGAAAUUAAAAAAAAACACAUACACAAAAAACAAAACAAAA